Molecule: messenger RNA, 1062 nt
Organism: Helobdella robusta
Lineage: Eukaryota; Metazoa; Annelida; Clitellata; Rhynchobdellida; Glossiphoniidae
Exons: 10
Coding region: 1-1062 (353 amino acids)
Biological process (GO): synaptic vesicle uncoating
Cellular component (GO): presynapse; glutamatergic synapse; cytoplasm
Molecular function (GO): protein binding
Source: RefSeq, a predicted model, not a curated record
AUGUCGUUGGCCGGAUUUAAAAAGCAGAUCAACAAAGCCAACCAGUACGUAAGCGAGAAGAUUGGAGGCGCCAAAGGCACCGAACUGGAUGAAGAGUUCAUGGAAAUGGAGAAGAGAACGGACGCCAUGGUUCGUCUGGUUGAUGACUUGAUGGUAAAGACACAUGAGAUGCUCCAACCCAACCCAGCUUCGAGAGCUCGCAUGCUUGCAGUUAAAUCGAUAUCGAAACUCCGUGGUACAUCCAAUCACACGCUCUACCCCCAACCGGAAGGCCAACUCGGGGAGAGCAUGGUCAAGUAUGGAAAGGAGCUGGGCGAGGAUUCUUUUUUCGGGCAGGCCCUGUUUGAGGCAGGCGAGACUUACAAGCAGAUUGCCGAGAUGAAAUAUCUUAAGGAGGACACCGUCAAGCAGAAUUUCACCGAGCCCCUACUACACCUUCAGAAUAAGGAUCUGAAAGAAGUCAACCACCAUAGGAAAAAAUUGCAUGGCAGACGAUUAGAUUUUGACUGCAAAAAGAGAAGAGGUAUUUUAUCCAAAGUUUUACAUUUAAAGAGAUGUGAGGUUUACAAAGUGACAUUCAGUUUGAAAAUUAUAGAAAAAAUACAUAAUAACAUUGGGUAUGGGACUGUCUUUCGUGUUCUCGUUCACAUUCCUCUAAAGUUACAUUCUCAAACAUUCAACCAACUAACGCUACAAAAGCUGGAAAUAAAGUCAAAACAAUGUGCGGAGGCUAGCAGCAGACCGAAGAAGGAGUACGUACCUAAGAAGAUCCUCUCCACUAACAAGCUGAACGUCAAUGAUGGAGGGUCCGGGUUCAAAUCCAACAGCAGGCCAAACAGCAGAUCUGCCAGUCCCGUUAAUUCUGCUCUCAAGAUUUCUGGCCCGUCGUGUGAGGCCUUGUACGACUUUGACGCCGAAAACGACGGUGAACUUGGCUUCAAGGAGGGUGACGUCAUCCAACUUCUCUCACGUAUCGACGAAAACUGGUUCGAAGGUCAAAUAAACGGUCAGAUCGGCUACUUUCCAACCAAUUACGUUAAAGUACUUGUUGAACUGCCCUAG